This is a messenger RNA of Siniperca chuatsi (mandarin fish), 3278 nucleotides long. RefSeq names its product titin homolog. Bases 900 to 2546 code for a protein of 548 amino acids. The record is from RefSeq and is a predicted model, not a curated record. NCBI's taxonomy places the organism in Eukaryota, Metazoa, Chordata, Actinopteri, Centrarchiformes, Sinipercidae. The transcript is spliced from 4 exons.
ACACAUACAUACAUACAUACAUACAUACAUACAUAUUCAGGCAUUUCUUAAAGGGUAUACUGUAUGAUUAUAAAGUAAAACUUCCCCUUUUUCUGCCACUUUAGUCCAAAUUGUCACAUUUUCUGCUUUCACUGUAUAUUUUCUGGCUCCUAUUUAUAAUAUCCAACCAUAAAAGUAACCAAUGUUUUUGAGUUAACGUACGAGAGCUCUUCUAGCAAACAGAGAGCCGCUUUUUUGCCUAUAAGACCUAUAAGAUAGUCUUAUAAUUUGGUAUAAGUAGAAUAUGCUCUGUGAAUUGAUGUAUGGCAAGAAAGUUUAAUAUUAUUUCAAGCUCUGCUCCAGUUAAUGGAAGCAUCAAAAGGUAGCAUACCCUCUCUUUAAACUGUUUGUUUUACUGAUGCAGUUUGAGAUUGGAAAAAGAGAGUGUAUGAACUUCUUUCUCACUCCACUGUGAGAAAGAUCAAGGCACCAGAAGUAGAUUGUUGUAAAUACUUAAUAAGCAACUGUGAUAUGCAUCUUGAUGUAGUGUUUAGAAACAGCCAGUAGAAUACAUUGUGUAGCUUCAUGUAACUUCAUGUAUCUAUUUUUUACAGAGCUGUGUAGGCAGAAAAUAUUCAAACUGUUGGAUGUUUGAUCUAGCAUAAGGAACGGCUGGUGUGUAGUCUUGUAGAAGAAGUCCAUAUGAUCUCACAGUAGGUUUCUCUUUUUACCCACCCAGCCCUCAAAGCACCCUCCCAAUAUUUCCAUAUGGUGUGUCACUUCACAACAUGUGUCCAUGCUGACACUUUACACGUGUACUUCACCCCUGUAGGAUAUACCUUCACAGUAGGGGCACCGGUCUGGCUGCUGUAUUGGAAUUUUUGGAAAUUGUUUGACUCCAGUGAAAAGACUCAGACCAGAUGGACAUCAUGUUCAAAGCUUCCUCUCUGCUACUGCUGACCCUGGUCCUAAAUGUUCAGCUAUGCUCAUCAGCACCUAUAUCUGCCAAAGUUGUUCAGUUGUCUGCUGUUGCCGAAGAACCGGGUCCAGAGGAACUUGCACCAGUAACUGAAGACCACAGUCACUUUAUAGAGGAGAAAGAAUCAAUUCAGGAGAAACUCAUUCCAAUUGUUGCAGGAGAAGCAGCUCCAUCUCCUGAGGAAUCACCUGCUGAAGAAGACAUGUCAAUUAUUGCAACAGAACCAGAAUCGGUUUUCAUCGGAGAUCAGGUCUCUGAUGAUGCUGAUGAAGCUGUAUCUCAGGAAUCAGCACCUCAGGAGCCUUUGGCUGCAGCUCCACAGGAAUCUUCAGAGGAGGAAACUAUCCCUGUAGCAGCUUCCUUUGCAGAGGCAUCUCCAGAUGAAACUACAGAAGAAGUUGCCCCAGCUGUUGCUGUAGAGAGAGAGUCUCAAGAACAGCAUUAUGUGGAGGAUCCAGCUCCAGAAGCAUCGAUCCCAGCCAUUCCUUUAGAAGCUUCAGAAGAUGAAGCUCCAGAGGAAAAUGCAAAAGAAGAAACUGCUGUUGUUGUAGAGAAUGCUGUAGAAAAUGAAUCCCCAGAACGGCAUUGUCUGGAGGAUCCAGCUCUUGCAGAGGAAACAGCACCAGAGGAGUUAGCCCCAGAAGAAACUGCUGUUAUCAUUCCUGUGGAACCUGCUGAACCAGAGCUGGAUCAAGAGGAACAAGAGGAAACAGUCCCUAUCAUUUCUUCAGAAACAAAAGAAAAGGAAGGUCCAGAGGAACCUGCGAAAGAAGAUGAAGCACUUUCCACAGUAGUCCUGGAAGAACAUGCUAAAAUGGACCCUGCUACUAAUGAAGAACCUCUUCCCAGUACAUUAGAAGAAGAGGUAUGUGUUACCCUUGUCCCUACAGAACUUGAGACAGAGGAGGCAGGUCAAGGGGAACCUGCUGCAGAGGAAACAGCACCAGAGGAGUCAGCCCCAGAAGAACCUGCUGAACAGGAGCUGGAUCAAGAAGAACAAGAGGAAACAGUCCCUAUCAUUUCUUCAGAAACAAAAGAAGAGGAAGCUCCAGAGGAACAUGCGAAAGAAGAAGCAGUUGCCCCAGUAGUCCUGGAAGAACAUGCUAAAGAAGAGGAAGAGGAAUCUAUUGUCCUUGUCCAUGCAGAACUUGACACAGAAGAAGAAGAUCAAGAGGAAGCGGCUGCAGAGGAAACAGCACCAGCCCCAGAAAAACCUGCUGUCACUGUUCUUGUGGAACCUAAUAGUGAGGAACCAGCUCCAGAAGACCCAAUCCACAUCAUUCGCCUGGAAGAUCUAGAUGAGGAUGCUCCAGAGAUCUUACCUGAAGCCCCAGUUGAAUCUGUCACAGCUCCUGCCCCAGCUGUCACUGAUGCAGAGGCAGAAAUUGUUCCUGCUCCUGUGGAAGGUGGUAAUGGCACCAGCAUCAAGACACACAGUGAAGAUUUUACUGCUGCAGUUAUAUUGAUAGAAGAUGAACCUGUAGCUCUAGUGAACAGAGGGACAGUGCUUGGUGCGGCAUUCUUCACACUGAUGUCUUUUAUCACUAUCGGAUUUGUUGGGACGACUGUAUCCAGGAAACUGCGCUGAAUGUAAGACACUAAAGUAAAGAUCAAUUGAUAUAUGGAAUAGCUGUUUGAUGACAUAUGGAGCCACUGAAGCACUAAGAAGAACGAGUUUCUCUGCAUUGGAUCUUUGUUUAAGUUCACUGAAGGAAAUUCUCCAGUUUCUCCAAAGUUUGGACAGCCAGAAAGCCACUAUAAUAAUGGAAACCAGUGUUUGGGGAGGUAUUACAUUCUUCUACUUCAGUAAAAGCAGCGAUACCGCAAUAUAAAAAUACUCGUAGAAGUCCUAUUCAUAUUUUACUUACAGGUUCAGUGUGUAAGAUUUAGGGGGCUCUAUUUUAUAUUAUUUAUAAGUAUGUUUUCAUUAGUGUAUAAUCAGAAAAUAAGAAUCAUUGUGUUUUCAUUACCUUAGAAUAAGCCCUUUUUAUGUACAGAGGGAGCUGGUCCCCUUCCACGGAGGUCGCCAUGUUACACUGCCAUGUUUCUACAGUAGCUCAGAACGGACAAACCAAACACUGGCUCUAGAUAGGGCCUUUCGCCUUUUCCCGAGUUUCACGACCAUCGUAGUUUCUCUUACGCGCUUGGAAGGGGAGGGUGAGGCGAGCGGUAUUGAAAUGGUUGCUAACUACAAUUUCACCGCUAAAUGCUACUAAAUCCUACACACUAGACCUUUAAGUAGAAAUAUGUUAGUAUCAUCAGCAAAAUAUGCUUUAGGUAUCAAAGUAGAAAAGGUUUCAGUCGUAGUCAUCUGGACAAU